This is a messenger RNA of Cercopithifilaria johnstoni, 2574 nucleotides long. Lineage: Eukaryota; Metazoa; Nematoda; Chromadorea; Rhabditida; Onchocercidae. The record is from the annotation of a GenBank genome assembly.
AUGAAGGCUCUUAGUACUUUAAGUUACUCGGAGCGUUCAACCAAUGCUGAUUGUUUCAUUGGAGUAUUCUUGAAGGAAGGAUUCGGUUAUUCGCCCAAUAAAACUACCAUAAAUGAUUUGUGUAAUAAUAAAUGUGCAAGAGACGAAAUUUGCGAGGUAAUAACUGGAAAGUGUGUUUGUAUUGCUGGUUUUACACGGAUCAGCAAUGGUUCCUGUGUUUCCGUAUCGAUCGAUGGCAGUCUGUCUAAUUCGUCAUUCUCCACUCCAAAAUUUGAAAUUAUUGGUCCAACAAUUGUGCAGCUUCCUCGCGACAGUACCAAAUUAUCCAUAAAAUUUAUUGACUCACAGGAGGAUCAAUCAGAUUUUACUUAUUAUUGGGAAGUUCUAGAUGGAGGAGGUUUUGGUGCAGCAAACACAUAUACUGAACCAACUCUUAUUAUCACAAAUCUAAAAGAAGGUAUGAUGCGCUUACGUGUCACUAUCGCGAAUUCCACUGGCAAAAGCUUCAAGGAUACGACGCUCAGAGUUCUCGCUGAAAAACAUAUCAAUAAACCGCCUAUAGCACUAAUACGCCCUUCAAGUCAAAUUUAUGUUAAUGAAGGGAGCCAUCUAGUAUUGGAUGCCGAAGGUAGUUCUGAUGAUAGUGGUCAGCCUCUGGAGUUUGAAUGGAAGCUUCUAAAUGGCCCGGCAAUUUCGUUACCUGCAAUGAAUACAGCUGUGCUUCGCCUUGAUAAUCUUGUUACUGGAAAUUAUACCUUUGGGUUGAUAGUAAAAGAUCAACAGGGGGCUAUUGAUGAGAAGCGUGCAAAAGUAAUUGUUACUGCAAAAAGAGAUGAUCCGCCGAAAGCUUUAAUAACUGUUUGUGGUGAUCCAUUAAGCCGCUCCGCAGUAGAUGUUCGUCUUCCGAAAAAUAGUCUCCGACUGUGCGGCAACACUUCUACUGAUGAUGACGGUAUUGUAAUGUAUAAAUGGUUUCGAGUGGAUAACUAUACGACUAAACUUUCCGUCGACUUUACAGGAUCAUCGACACCGGUGCUUUUUUUGACGAAUCUGCAAGCAAAUGAUAAAGUUGGACCGUACAUUUUUCGACUGGAAGUUACAGAUAGCAAAGGGCAGAAUGAUUCGACAACCGUUGAUAUUUUGGUGAACAAUGCUGUCAAUUCUGCUCCAGUACCAUACGCUGGUGGAAAUCAAACCAUUCAACUACCAGCUGAAUCGGUGGUUCUUGAUGGGAAUGUCAAAGAUGAUGGACAGAUUGUAUCUUAUGAUUGGAUUCAAAUAAGUGGACCGAAUAUACUGAAAAUUGUUAAUCGGGAUAAAUCGAAAUGUACGCUCUUUGGACUUCAAGAGGGAAUUUAUCGUUUUCGUUUGAAUGUUACUGACGAUGGUGGUCUCUGGGGCUCAGAUGACGCUUAUAUUAUUCUUAUCAGGAGCAAAAAUGAAGCACCAAUAGCAAAGGCUAGUGAUUUAACUAUUACUUUACCAGCAAGUGUAGCAUUCCUGAAUGGAAGCGAGUCCUCUGAUGAUGCAGGGAUAGUUCGAUGGCUUUGGAUCGCUCAUGAUGAUGUCCCUGCUUGCAUUACAUUCUUGGGCAAUUCAAAAGUGGAGUCAGUGGCGAUACUGACUGGUUUAGUUCCGGGCACAUUUUUGUUUGAUUUAACAGUUUGGGAUCAUUCUGAUGCAAUGAAUGCAACAACUGUUGCAUUAACUAUUUCUGUAGGCAUGCCACAUUCGCAAUCGGUGGAAAUGUACCUGAAAAAGCAGUUUAGUGAAUUUACAUAUCGUGCAAAAAAUAAACUUGAAGAACAACUGAGUGCAACUCUUUUGUCGCAGAUAGAAAAAGCAAACAACGUGAUAGUCGCAUUUUCGUCGAUUGAUGAAGAUUUCAGCAGAGGCCGAAUACGUAUCGUUUUCCGAGCUUAUUAUGUUAAUAUCGCAUUUCCUUCAAAGACAAAUAUGGAAGUAAUUCCGCAACAAAAGAGUGAAAAAAUAACGGUUAUAGAAGCAUGGAAGAUUAUUAGGAUUUUACGUUCAGAAACGACUAUAAUGGCAGGAUUCGAUAUUGAUUCCAUUGAUACCUUAUAUUGUACUCGAAGUUGCUCGGGGCACGGUGUAUGCAAUAAUUACACAAAAGAGUGUGAUUGCGACAAAUAUUGGAUGCCAAGUCUUUUAUCUUACGUUGUUUUUGGUUCCAGAAUAGACUGCGCUUGGUCGGUGUUGUACUUUGCGUUAUUACCUGUAUUAUUACUUUUCUUUACUACGUUUUUGGUUGCUCGAAAAAGUCUGCAAACUUCUUCAUAUGAGGUUUCAAACACAAGUAAUCAUCGUCAUCAUCGAAAGAGAAGACGUUUACGUAAAGCUACAGUUAAUUCUGAAAGGAGAUUGAAUGAAACUAAAUCCAACGGAUAUGUCAAAGGCAACAGGGAUAGCUCAUCCUACGCGCUACUACUAGCUGCAGAAAGUUCAAGCUCGGAAUCCAAAACAAGCAAAUCAUCGAAGAAAUCGAAUUCAAGCAAUCGACGAUUCAUUUCGAAUGCUCAACGUUUCACUGCUGCAUCCUUUGAUUUCGCUUAA